Molecule: messenger RNA, 1629 nt
Organism: Opisthocomus hoazin
Lineage: Eukaryota; Metazoa; Chordata; Aves; Opisthocomiformes; Opisthocomidae
Source: RefSeq, a predicted model, not a curated record
AUGUCCCCUGUGCGGGUGAAGCAGAGGGAGGCAGCCUCAGACUUGAACUAUUCCGCUGUGACGAAGGAAUCUGAGAUCUGCGAGGAACCCUGGAGCUUCCCAGAGGUUUUCCGGAUGCGGGUUCAGUUCUGCUCGAGAAGGCGUUUUAUCUCCCAGCGCUGCUCUCUAGACUUUUUAGAAGACAUAGUGGAAUAUGCCAGUGUACGAAGAACCAAGCAAAUAUCUGGGUCUCCAAGACACAAAAGUUUGAAGAAGAUGCACUUCAUCAAGAACAUGAGGCAGUAUGACACCAAGAACAGCAGGAUAGUGCUGAUCUGUGCUAAACGAACACUGUGUGUGGCUUUUUCUAUCCUACCUUAUGGGGAGAGUUUACGGAUCAGUGAUCUAAAAAUGGAAGGACAGAAGCAGCGACAUCCUUCUGGGGGAGUUUCAGUCUCCACUGAGAUGGUGCUUGGACUGGAAGGAGUAGAGCUGGGUGCUGAUGGCAAGGUUGUGUCCUAUGCAAAAUUCUUGUAUCCGACCAAUGCCCUAGUUGUUCGCAAAGCCGACAGCCAUAGUGCUGUUCCCUCAUGUCGAGCCAGUGCUUCACGGAGUCUUCCUGGAUCAAGAUAUAAACCUGUGACAGCAAAAACAAUACCAGCAGGAUCGGACAUUGGAAGUGAAGCUGGGGAAGCCGCAGAGUACGAUCCAAAUCUUCUGGAUGAUCCUCAGUGGCCCUGUGGAAAACAUAAACGUGUUCUCAUCUUUGCCUCCUACAUGACUACAGUCAUAGAAUAUGUGAAACCCUCGGACCUUAAAAAGGAUAUGAAUGAAACCUUUAGAGAGAAGUUUCCUCAUAUCAAGUUGACACUGAGCAAAAUUAGGAGUUUAAAGAGAGAGAUGCGGAACCUGAGUGAAGAGUGCAAUCUGGAGCCGGUUACCGUCUCCAUGGCUUACGUUUACUUUGAGAAGCUCGUCCUCCAAGGCAAACUCAACAAACAGAACCGCAAACUGUGUGCUGGUGCUUGUGUUCUGCUUGCAGCCAAGAUCAGCAGUGAUCUCAGGAAGCAUGAAGUUAAACACCUUAUAGAUAAACUAGAAGAGAGAUUUCGAUUCAACAGAAGAGAUCUCAUCGGUUUUGAGUUCACUGUCCUGGUAGCUUUGGAACUGGCUCUCUAUCUUCCCGAAAACCAAGUUUUACCUCAUUACAGACGGCUCACACAACAGUCUUAAGCGAAGCUGUGUUCUGGCUGCCAGCCAGCGGCGUUGGGGAUCGCAUCGCUGCGCGCUGCUGGUGGAGCUGCCACCGGCCCCUCUGUGCCGCGGUGUGCGUCCUGCCGUGGCUACAGCUCGCUCUGGGGUCUGCAGGCGUUACUGAACCGUCGAGGUGUGCGUUGUGGACACGUAUGCCAAGUCUGGGGGAUGGUACGAGAAGAGUUGUUGAACUUUAUUUUCUUUUGGACAUUUAAAGCACAAAUAUAUACCCAUCAGCUGUCAUGGCUGCUUAUUAUUCCUUAUUUAUCUUUUCGGUUUUACUGAAACUGUUCUUCCCUAUGAAGAAUACUAUGGUAUUGUUUCAUUUCUUUUUUUUUUAAGCUUUUAUUGUAUUCUGUGAGACUAAGGGAAGCAUCACUUCCAUUCCAGCGCACC